Messenger RNA from Racocetra persica, 231 nucleotides. Lineage: Eukaryota; Fungi; Glomeromycota; Glomeromycetes; Diversisporales; Gigasporaceae. The record is from the annotation of a GenBank genome assembly.
AUAUAUCAUUAAUUGAAAUUGCAAGAAAAUGCCAAAGAAUAGAGUAUAUUAAUAUAGGUGGAUAUAAAAUUUCUGAUAAAUCAUUAAAAGAAAUCGCCAAUUCUUGUCCAAAACUUCAAUAUCUUCACCUACUUAAUUAUAAUUAUAUCUCCAAUAGUGAAAUAAUAGAAAUUGCAAGCUCGCAUCCUAAUUUACUUAGUCUUUCUUUUGAAGGUGAAGGUCCCGAAGGUG